Molecule: messenger RNA, 2202 nt
Organism: Aspergillus nidulans FGSC A4
Lineage: Eukaryota; Fungi; Ascomycota; Eurotiomycetes; Eurotiales; Aspergillaceae
Exons: 4
Coding region: 1-2202 (733 amino acids)
Source: RefSeq, a predicted model, not a curated record
AUGGCAGCUUUGGUACAGACGAUUCCUCAGCAAAGCAGCGCGGUUCCGGUGCUCCAAACACGCCCCUCUUCCUCGUCGGGUGCUUUCACAACUUCUCAGUCCUUACAACAAACGGACUCUCGAAAUCCCGCCAUGUCCUGGAAUACCUACAACACGACGGGCAAUUCGGGGGGCUAUCGGCCCGGUCAUCAGGUUGUGGCCCCCUACGCCUUUACCAGCACUCCCAACCUCUCUAAUUCACCCAACUUGCAGAACCGUCAGUCAUGGUCUCCUAGUUUGAGGCCCGAGCAUCGGACGUCCUCUGCUCCCUCUGCUCCCCAACUCCCCGCGAAUGCCUCCCUCGUCGGAAACAAUUCCCGUCCCGUUCAUCACACUGCAGCUGGUUCUGUAUCUACUUCAUCUUCUAACUCCUCCGUCCAAUCACACAUGUCCAAAGACGAUACGGCGAUUCCUUCUCGCCAGCUUCGCGGUGAUCCUUCUAUUCGUCCCUUAUCUACCGCCAAUUUGCCUUCUCCAACACCUUCCUUCAUGAACAUAUCCUCGCCUACAGUAUCUCGUCCUUCACCCGACCGAUACCGUCGUGGGAACCGUCGUUCGGAUGCCUCUGCAGGUGCACGCUCAUCUCCACCAAUUCUGGAUGAAAAUCCCCAGAACACGACAUCCGCUGGUUUAUCAGGAGUAAGAAGUCUGAUACCGGAGGGUAAAGGUCAUACCCGGGCUACCAGCGCAGAUGAUAAUACUCGAUCGGAUAAGCCGCAACCAGAGUUGGCAAAGAGGUAUCGACGGAGGAGCUGGGGAAACAUGGACAACACUGGCCUCAUCAAUCUUGAGCUCAAGUUGCCCGCGGCAUCCCCAAUCCCAAUGCCGAGUGGGCAAGACUAUUUCAAUCAAGAUCGGCCCAGUUCGGCUCAGUCACAUAGGGAUAUUUCGGGAAGUAUACGUUCUGCUCGCUCUUCCACAUCAUCCGUUGCUGAUUCCGGCACUGUGCCGCCGAAGCCUGCUACAAAGUCGGAAGAUACCAAACGCACGCCAAAGCCCUCCCCGCUCUCACAACCUGUUUCUACAACCCCUACCUCACCAGAAACCUCGCAGUCAACUCAGCGAGAACCACCCAAACUGGCGAGCCCUGCUUCGCAACGCCUGGCUGAGCUCUCCAAGAACGAUUCACACCGGCCUGGCAAGUCACGGUUAAGAAGAGCCUUUUCAUUUGGUAGCGCCUCGGAACUCCUCAAGGCCUCGCAAAACAGUCACCGCAAAGAUGGGCUUUCGGUAGACAAGUCUCGCAGGGAACUCCUGAAGGAAGAGCUGGGUGCCGAACAAGCUGCCAUAGCUGAACAGCAAGAAGCCAGUGGCCUUGGAGAAAGCAUAUACUCCCACCACCAGGGUCGUUUCUUCAACAGCUCCACGGAUAACCUAUCCAUCUCCUCCACCGCUUCCUCCGCAUCAAUCAUGUUACGGAAAAUGGGCAAAGGGAUGAAACGAUCGACCAGGUCACUAGUUGGCCUAUUCCGACCAAAAUCAGUCAUUGCAUCUUCACCAGAUGAUAUAACAGCGGAGCCAAUGGCGCCACAAGUGUCGGUCGUGAAUAUCGAAGCAGAAAGGAAAGGCGUUGCGGCAAAUGCAGAUCCUACGGAUCUUCCUCAUGGUGGAACCGUAUUUCCCAAGGUGGAUUCCACGGUCCUUCCCGCUUCUGGCCAGGAUGACCUGACAGAAGCGCUGCAAUCGCGUAAAAGCAUUGUAGGAGGAGAUCGGGAACGCGCAGAGGUCCUUGCAGCUGUAAGGAAGGGUAUUCUCAAGAAAACCAACUCUGACAUAGCACUAUCCGCAGCCGCUAAGUCCGGCAAUGUUACAGAGAAUGGCACGGAUUCGCCACAAUCCAGCGCGCCAAGUACACCUGAAGAUCAACCUCGGACGGGGAUUCGACGCCCGGACGCGGUCAAAAUUGCCGGUGAAGAUGAGGUACCUGAAGCGAAAAAUGGUUCACUUGGACCACCGGCGGUGCCUUCAAAGAGCCUCGUGUUCAGCCCUCGAAUUCAGUUCCACGAGACAUGGCCCAGCGGGGAGUAUGACCGCCGGGGAGAUAUCGCGACUUGCAACCGACUCACUCCACUACUCGCUCAGCAGAUUAAGGAGGAGCUGAAUUCGUUCAAGAUGGAGAUGGAAGUUCACGAAACCUCGAAAAUCUAUACUCACUUUCUCUGA